Messenger RNA from Truncatella angustata, 1317 nucleotides. RefSeq names its product acyl-CoA dehydrogenase/oxidase. The record is from RefSeq and is a predicted model, not a curated record. Lineage: Eukaryota; Fungi; Ascomycota; Sordariomycetes; Amphisphaeriales; Sporocadaceae. The coding region runs from base 1 to 1317 and encodes 438 amino acids. The transcript has a single exon. Gene Ontology annotation, molecular function: flavin adenine dinucleotide binding; acyl-CoA dehydrogenase activity.
AUGUCUGGAAUGCUAUGGCGUGGUUUGUUCCGGCGCAGCUCGGCUGUCCGAAUGACGACGAGCUCUAAUGUUACCCCUAAACAAAGCUUCUCAACGACUUCCCGGCGACGGAUUAUGGAGACUACUGGCUUCACAGAAAACCAACUGACUGUCCGUGAAGCCGUUGCAGCGAUAUGCUCCCAAUUUCCUAACACAUAUUGGCAAGAAAGGGACCAACUAGAACAAGAUCCCGAAGAAUUUCACGCCGCCCUCGCAAAAGAUGGCUGGCUCGGUAUUGCAUUACCAGAGGAACAUGGCGGAUCCGGGCUGGGCAUAUCUGAAGCCACCAUGAUGAUGCAGACGAUCACAGAGUCCGGAGCCGGCAUGGCGGGCGCCCAAAGCAUACACGCGAACGUUUAUGCGACGCAGCCACUGGCCAAAUUUGGUAAUAAGGAGCAGCUUGAGAGCACGAUCCCGAACAUUAUCUCUGGGAAGUGGCGGACAUGCUUCGGCGUCACGGAACCUGACACAGGCCUCGACACGUUAAGGUUGAAGACCACAGCGAAGCAGCUGGACGAUGGGGGCUACAGCGUCACGGGCCAGAAGAUCUGGAUCACUUGUGCACAAGUUGCCAGAAAGAUGAUCUUACUUGCGCGGACGACGCCACUAGAGGAAGCCAAGAAGCCAAGUGAGGGCCUGUCUAUGUUUUGUAUUGACAUAGAUAAGGAGUCACCCGGCCUUGACCUACGGAAGAUCAAGAAGAUGGGCGGUCGCGCGGUGGAUGCUAAUGAGGUCUUCUUUGACAACUACAAAAUCGGCCCAGAGACUCUGAUCGGCACGGAAAAUCAUGGGUUCAAGAUCAUUCUUCACGGCAUGAACGCCGAGCGAUGCCUUUUGGCUGGCGAGGCGCUCGGUCUGGGAUAUGCUGCAUUAACAAAAGCAGCCGACUACGCUCGUGAGCGAGUAGUAUUCCAGAGACCAAUCGGAAUGAACCAGGGCAUAGCACAUCCGCUAGCUGACGCAUAUAUGAAGCUUGAAGCCGCAAAACUGGCGACAUAUCACGCAGCGCGUCUUUACGAUAACAGCAAGACCGACAAGUCUAUCAGACAAGAUGCAGUCGGGGUUGCUGCAAACAGCGCCAAGUAUCUUGCGGCGGAGGCUGCUUUUACGGCAUGUGAAAGGGCCGUGAUGACGCAUGGAGGAAUGGGUUAUGCAAUGGAAUAUGACGUGGAGAGAUAUCUGAGGGAGAGUCUCGUACCGCGUAUUGCGCCAGUGAGUCGCGAGAUGAUCAUGAACUUCAUUAGCGAAAAGGUAUUGUGCUUGCCUAGAAGCUAUUGA